AUGCUCAACAAUAACAACCACAACGCGGAACAAGAUUUGGAUGAUCUUCUUGAUGAUGCUUUGAAAGAAUUUGAUGAUGAUAAUAAUGAAAAUUACUCAUCUCCGAAGGCAACAAAAACUACAGAAAAAGAAACAACCACCACAAAACAAAAUAAUAACUAUUUGGAAGGCUCUUCGAGUGUUGCUGAAUCGACAACAAAUGAUGAUAUUGAUUUGGAUGACAUUUUAGAAAAAACACUUCUUUCCGAGGAGAAGCAAGUUGUAAAUCAUUUAGCGGAGCAAGUGACAAAAUUUUUCUCUGAAUUAGAAAAAGAAGGAAACGAUGAAGGUGAAAAUAAGGCGACUACCUCCUCCUCCUCUUCAUCAACCUCUUCCUAUAAUUUUCAAGAAGUUAUGAAGAACACUCUUGACAUGCUCAACAAAAACGCUGCAUCCAUGAACAAUGCAAAUUUACCGACCGGAGAAGAAGGAGAUCAAGAUGAAACUGUGGAUGAAGGAGCAUUUUCAGGCCUGUUACAAAAAAUGAUGGAAGUAUUGAUGUCUCCAGAUAUUCUUCGACAACCAAUGGAAGAAUUGCGAGAAAAGUAUCCAGUUUGGCUUAAAGAAAAGAAAGGUCAAGUUCCCGAGGACGAAUAUCAACGAGUUCAAAGACAAUACGAUUUAUGUUGCAAGAUUUGUCGUGUUUAUGAAACUCAACAGUAUCCAGAUGCUAUUGAUGAACUCAUUGAGUUGAUGAAAGCAAUGCAAGAGCAAGGCCAACCUCCAGAAGAGAUUGUAAGUCAAUUAUCAAAGCCUGAAGGAGGUAAUGAAGAGGCGAAUGAAGUUCAUAAACUGCUGCAGGGUUUAAACCUCCCUUCUAACAUGGGAGAUGGUAAAGGAUGUCCCACACAAUAG
Molecule: messenger RNA, 894 nt
Organism: Naegleria lovaniensis
Lineage: Eukaryota; Heterolobosea; Eutetramitea; Acrasida; Naegleriidae
Product: Peroxin 19 (Pex19), putative
Exons: 2
Coding region: 1-894 (297 amino acids)
Biological process (GO): protein import into peroxisome membrane
Cellular component (GO): peroxisome; peroxisomal membrane
Source: RefSeq, a predicted model, not a curated record